Messenger RNA from Rangifer tarandus platyrhynchus (Svalbard reindeer), 2829 nucleotides. NCBI's taxonomy places the organism in Eukaryota, Metazoa, Chordata, Mammalia, Artiodactyla, Cervidae. The record is from the annotation of a GenBank genome assembly.
AUGGACUUCCCCAGCUCCCUCCCACCCUCAUUGUUCAUGACUGGCCCCCUUGGUCAGAGUGAUGUCCCUGACCUGUCGUUCAUGUGCAGCUGGAGAUAUGCGCUGACCCUGCCAGCAUCCUCGCCCCAAGGCUCUCAGGACAGGGCGCCACACGUGGCCAAGGACCUGCUCUGGGAGCCGGACAUGCCCGGGCCCCUGCCCUUGCUGCCUCCUGGCCCCGAUCCCUGGGACCCUGGCCUGACUGCCAAAGAUCUGCUUUUCCGGGGAGGCUACCAGUUCCGGAGACAUCCCCGAGCCGUGCUGGAUGUUACUGAGCAGGUCAGCCGGUUCUUGUGGAACCACGGAGACAUAGCCUUUGCACCCCUGGGGAGGCUACUGCUGGAGAAUUUCAAACUGGAAGGAGCACAUAGCCGCUCUAAGACGAAGACAGUGGUCAGUGUGAAGAGGCUACUCCAGGACCUCGGUGGACACCAGCCCUGGGGCUGUCCCUGGGCUUACCUCAGCCAGCGCCAGCGCCGGUUCUCCAUCCUUGGGGCCCCAAUCCUGAGCACGUCGGUGGCGAGCCUCCUGGGAGAGCUGCUGCAUGAGGAGCUGGCCCUGCGCUGGGAGCGGCUGCUCCUGGAUGAUGUCUGCACUGGGGGCGCGCUGGCUUGGGUGCCCGGCAGGACCCCCGGGGCCGGGCAGCUGGUCUACCCCGUGGGCAGCACCAUGGACACACUGUGUUUCCAGAAGGUCAGUCUGACCCCAGAGAGCGAGCCCCAGGUUCUCAGAGACCCUGGCCGUAUCCAGCUCCGGGGACCUGUCCGGCAGGUGGUGACCCGCAGCGUGCAGGGAGAAGCUCUGCUGGCUGUCCGCUCUGACCACCACUGUGCCCUGUGGAAGGUCAGUACGCAGGGGCAGCCAGCCCCUCUCCAGGUGCUGCAGGUGGACAAGGGGGCCACAGGGAUCAGCCUCAGCCCUCACCUGCCCGGAGAGAUGGUCAUCUGCAGCCGCUCCGGAGCCGUCUGUCUGUGGAGCACCGAAGAUGGGCUGCGGCAAAUCUACAAGGACCCUGAGACCCUGGUGUUCCGGGACCCUUCUCCCUGGCGCUGGGCAGACUUCACCGCCCACCCUCGAGUGCUGACGGUGGGUGACCGCACCGGAGUGAAGAUGGUGGACACUCAGGGCCCGCCAGGCUGUGGUCUGCUGCUCUUUCGUGGAGGGGCAGAGGCGUCAUGCCAGAAAGGAGAGCGGGUCCUGCUUACCCAGCACCUGGGGGAUCUUGGCCCCGAGUCUCUGCACCCCAUGCUCCACCUCGUCUGCACCCAGUUCUCCGUCUACCUGGUGGAUGAGCGCCUCCCCUUGGUGCCCUUGUUCAAGUGGAACCACGGCCUCCGCUCUGCACCUCUGCUGGCCCAGCUGCUGCCCCCGCCGCGCCCGGGCCUCCCCCAGCCACUGCUCCUGGCUGGCCAGGGCGGAGAGCUACAGCUGCUGCACCUCGAAGGUGAGGUGCCAGGCGGGGCAGGGGGGUGGGUGGGGCAGGCCUGGACAGGGCCUCAGCUGUCUGUCCCUCCUACAGGAGCGGGGGCCUCCACGCCCCGGCUGGCAGGGCUCCCCCAGUCUCUCCCCACCAGGAGCGACUCCCUCUCUGCCUUCCCCCUGCUGGAGCCCAAGAGUCACCAGAGGCUGCAGGAGCGUCUGAAAGCACCCACCAUAGGUGCGUUGGGGGCCGGAGCGGGCAGAGAGCCACACCCCCCAGGCCUUCUGGUCACUGUCCUUCCGUCCCCAGGUCUGGCCGCUGUCAUCCCACCCCCUGCCUCCAUACCAGUGCUGUCGCUCUUCCAGCUUUCCGCGGCCGGAGACGUCUUCUACCAGCGUCUCCACCUCCAGACAGACCCCGGGCCCAACGCUCAUGCCCCCGCAGCUUCCUGGACACCCCAGGCCACUGCCUGCUGCAGCCGGUGGCUGGAGGCCCUGCUGGCGGUGCCCCUGGCUCCCCCAGUGUGGGCAGCACCCACCUUCUCCCACCGCCGGCUGCUGGGCGGCUUCGAGCCUCAGAAGGUGGAGGGGCCGGUGCCCGAGGGUCUCCGCAGGGCCAUGGCCCAGGGGCGGCUGCUGCAGCAGAGGGACCUGGGCUUGCUCCCCCCGGAGGAGCGGCCCCCUGCCCCCGAGCCUGGCCCCGAGGAUGAGCUCAGCGAGCGUCUGGAGGCAGCCUGGGAGUUCGGUGCGGCGGCCUGGUGGGAGAGGCAGCGGGGUGGGCGCGCGGGGCCUGGGAAGCAACCCAAGCGGCAGAAGCGGCGGACUCAGCUGUCGAGCACCUUCUCCUCCCUCAGUGGCCGCGUGGACCUCUCAGAUGCUGCCAGCCCCCCGCCCAGCCCAGGCCGCACGGUGCCCGAGGCCAGGCCCCAGCCCCCAAGGACCCCGCCCUCCCAGGAGCUUACCCAGGAGCCCUGGGCCCAGGGUGUCCCCUCGGAGCGGCAGCAGACCCUCCGUGACUACAUGGCUGAGCUGCCGCUCCACGCAGACACCCCAGGAGGGGCCUCUACACUCUCCUCCCAGACCCCCAGCGUCCGGGCCACACCCUCAGGGCAGCAUGCCCCCCAGGACGGCACGUUCCAGCAGCUGCCCCGAGGGGACACCCCAGAGGGCGCUACCCUCCCCUCCUCCCAGACCCCCAGCGUCCGGGCCACACCCUCCAGGCAGCACACCCCCCGGGACGGCAUGGUCCAGCAGCUGCCCCGAGGGGACACCCCAGAGGGCGCCACCCCGCCUUCCUCCCAGACCCCCAGCAUCCUGGCCACACGCUCUGGCUCUCAGCGGCUCCGGAAGAAGCCCCGCAUGGGUUUCUGA